Hibiscus syriacus is the source of this 683-nucleotide messenger RNA. RefSeq names its product coiled-coil-helix-coiled-coil-helix domain-containing protein 10, mitochondrial-like. Bases 62 to 493 code for a protein of 143 amino acids. The record is from RefSeq and is a predicted model, not a curated record. The transcript is spliced from 5 exons. Gene Ontology annotation, cellular component: mitochondrion; nucleus. Lineage: Eukaryota; Viridiplantae; Streptophyta; Magnoliopsida; Malvales; Malvaceae. Gene Ontology annotation, biological process: mitochondrion organization.
UAUUUGUUUUCCCUUAUCAUUCAAGCCUUUAACAAGUAAAAUAAUUUGCAAUCUCCAAACGAUGCCUCGCCGAAGCUCAGGAGGAAGGUCAGCCCCACGUCCUGCUGCUCGUGCGCCAGCGAACAAUGCUCCUUUAAAGCCUGCUAGUUCUGCCCCUCCCCCGGCACCUGUGCAAAAGGGAAAUGGAUUUGGCUCUGCAAUCGUAGAUGGUAUUGGAUGGGGUGCUGGAACUGCUAUGGCUCACAGGGCGGUUGAUGCCAUUGUUGGCCCUCGUGUCAUCAAACACGAGACUGUUGCUUCAUCAGAACCAGCUGCCUAUGCUGCUUCCGCACCAAACAUGAACAAUCUUGUGAACUCGGAUGCUUGUGGCGGUCAAUCCAAAGCUCUAAGUGAUUGUCUGACCAACUAUGGAAGUGACAUUAGCAAAUGCCAAUUCUACAUGGACAUGCUGAAAGAAUGCCGCAGGAGCUCUGGUGCUGCGUUGGAAGCUUGAUAAUUGCAAAGAACGAUUAUCUCAUAUCUAGAUCGUUGCAAUUUAGAUGUUAAUAGGCGUGCCUUUUUUGUUAUUCUAUAUUGCUAUAUUGUUGCAAGUAAUGGGGUUGUUUGAAAAAAACGAACUGUGGUAAACUUAAUUUCUAAGCAGAACCUGAAUGCUUUUUUAAUUGUGGACGCUUCCUUGAUGA